AUGACGGUUAGCCCGAAAUCUUUUCCCGGAACACAACUUCCUUCCUCUUCAUAUUCAUCUUUGGAUUUUCGUUUUUCUCUCAAAUCUUUGUUCAACAUUGUUGGUCUGCUCACCCUCGUUGCUCCUCAAGCCAACAGUGGUUUGCUCGAUGUCGUUGGUGCUCCGCUGUACUCUGCUCGUUCUUGGCAUUGUUGGAUCUACUUUGCUGACCCUACUUAUGCUAGAUUUGUUCUUCUCAUUGCUUCGUUGCUACAUAUGCUCUGUUCGUCGUCACCGUUGCUGGAUUUGCUUCGCUUGUCGCCGCCACUGUUGGAUUUACUAUGCUCGUCGUCGCCGCUGCUGGAUCAGCUAUGUUCAUCGCCGUUGUUGCUAGAUCUGAUCCUCUCAUCAUCAUCAUCGUCACUGGAUUUGCUUGUUCGUCGUCACUGGAUCUACUCGUUCGUCAUCACCACUGGAUCUGCUUUGUUCGUCGUCCCUACUCUGCCUGUCGUUGCUGCUCUGUUCGAUGUCGUUGUUGUUCCAUUCGACAUCGCUGCUACUCUGUUCAACGUCAUUGCUGCUUUUUUCAUCAUAAGUGCUAUAAUUUUUCCCUCCACUUUGCUAAUUCUUAGUUUCCACUCACUCACUGUCCAAAUUAAACCCUAUUUCCAUCAGGGCUUCCUCUUCUGGACUCCAUCACCACUGAUUGUGAAACCCUUCACACCGUCCAUCAUCAAUCGCACACCGUCUCACGGCCAUCGACUUACCACCGUGCUCGUCGCGCCGUCAUCACUUCCGGUGGUCGUCGCGCUGUCAUCACUUCCCGUGGUCGUCACGCGAUUCACCCUCGUUGUCGAGCCGUAUCAGUUCACCUUCGUCGUCGCCCCGUCGUCAGUUCUCUUCGUCGCCGCGCCGUCAUCGGUUCACUUUCAUCGUCGCGCAGUCAUCGGCGUGUCUAUGUUCUCUGGGAAAAUGGAUCCUUAUGUGAUUCUCACUUAUCGCAAUCAGGAGCACCGAAGCACUGUGGCUAAAGGUGCAGGGUCUAAACCCCAUUGGAAUGAAAGCUUUCUUUUCACUAUUUGUGACAGUGCCACUGAACUUAAUCUGAGGCUAAUGGACAAGGAUACGUUUACUAGUGAUGAUUUCCUUGGCGAGACAAGAAUUAAUCUGGAAGGCGUGUUGAAUGUGGGGAGCAUUCCAGAAACUUCUUACAAUGUUGUGAAGAACCAAAACUACUGUGGGGAGCUUAAAGUGGCACUCACCUUUAAUCCUGAGAUAUGCUACUGACAAGAAUUAAGGCGUGUGAGAUAAGUGGAUGAAGGAUUCAGGAAAUUACUAGCAUCUGAAGUCACAUUAUCUUCCCUUUUCCCAUAAUAAAGUUGUUCAAAAUUACAUUAUAAUUGGCUUUGUGUUGGUAUGAUUCUAUUUUCAUCUCAAACUUCAAUUCUAUUAAA
Molecule: messenger RNA, 1433 nt
Organism: Vigna unguiculata (cowpea)
Lineage: Eukaryota; Viridiplantae; Streptophyta; Magnoliopsida; Fabales; Fabaceae
Source: RefSeq, a predicted model, not a curated record